AUGGACACUAGAGAAACAGAUCAAGAUAAAAUUAAUAACAAUGACACUAAGCCAAAUAGUAAUCUUAAAUUUAAAGACAAUAUUAAGAUAACAAAUGAUACAAUAACAGAUUUAAUUAAAGAAACAAAACCUAUAGAUAUUUUCAAAGAAAGAAACACGACCAGGAAUGUAGUUAAAUUAAGAAUAACUAGUAGAGAAACGAAUUCAUUGUUUCUACUUUUGAGGAUAGUAGACUUGGUGGUAAUGAUGAAGAAGUGGACUUUAUUGUAUUUGUUGAUGGAUUGUGCAAGUGCGUAUAGUCAGCAGAAGUUCGCGAUUGAGCCACAAGAUCAGAGCGCAGUUGUCGGUACACGAGUGACGUUACCAUGUCGAGUGGUGAAUAAAGCUGGUCAGUUGCAAUGGACGAAGGAUGACUUCGGCCUCGGGACACAUCGGCAUUUGACGGGAUAUGAACGGUAUAGAAUGGUUGGCAGUGAUGAAGAAGGGGAUUAUUCGUUAGAUAUACGAGAUGUAGCUUUAGAAGACGAUGCGCUUUACCAAUGCCAAGUCAGUACUGGACCGAGAGGUGAGCCAGCUAUUCGUUCUCGUUCUGCACGUCUCACAGUGUUAGUACCACCUGAACCACCUAAGAUCUUAAAAGGACCGACUAUAGAAGCUGUGGAGGAAGGCGAAGUUACCUUGGAGUGUGUGUCUGUUGGUGGAAAGCCUGCUGCUGAAAUCACGUGGGUUGAUAGUGAUGGAGGGGUGUUGAGUCAAGGGGUAACUUACACUGUGGAGGUGAUGGGCGAUGGACGAAGGUUUAUUGCUCGAUCUACUCUCCGCCUUCGACCGAGACGACAGCAUCACGACCAGACAUACUCAUGCCAAGCUCAAAAUACAGCCGAUCGAGCUUAUAAGGCUGCGUUUAUAAAGUUAAAGGUUCAAUAUGCACCAAAAGUACGCAUGGUCAUCAAGUCCAGGGCAACAAAUGACCGUAUCUUGGAAGGAGAUAAGUUAAUCAUAGGUUGCCAAGCUACCGCUAAUCCGAACAACCUCACUUAUAGAUGGUAUGUGAACAACGAACAAGUGCUUUCUGCAAAGGGCAAUGAACUGGUUAUAUCAAAUGUGUCUCGGAAGUACAAUGAGGCGACCGUUAAAUGCGAUGUUCAGAACGAAGUUGGCAACAGCGCUGAGUCUAAAACCCUAGAAGUUUCCUAUGGUCCAGCAUUCAAAUCCAAGCCUCAGAAUGUUGAAGGUGAUAUAGGAUCGACUGCAACAUUGACUUGCUUAGUGGAUGGACAUCCUCAGCCCAAGGUCCUGUGGUUGAGAUAUGAUCAUGAAAAAAUUAUCAGAGCUGGAAAAUCUUCGAACCUCACAGUCACGAUCAAUAAGCAUUCAACAGGUCAAUACUGGUGUAGAGCUAGUGUGGAAGGCUAUCAAGACAUCGAGGCUCCAGCCAUGGUUUAUUUAAAAGGUCCGCCAAAAAUUAUGUCCAAUAAAACACAAUAUGGCGUCGAAGGUGGUAGCGUACAUAUUGAAUGUGUUUCGUUUUCUGUACCGAAGCCAGAUUUAGUUAUUUGGACUUUCGCUGGAAAUGAAAUCAAUUCGUUUCAUAAUCAUGAAUAUGUAUUCUUAGAAGAAUCACUACCGGAUGGGCUAACUAAAUCCACACUGGUUAUCAGGAAAAGUGAAGCGAAACAUUUUGGUCCAUACAAUUGUACAGCAUUAAAUGCCUAUGGGAGCGACAGUGCGGAAAUUAACCUUAUGCCAGAUAAAUCACUUCCACUUAUAGUGAUCGUUGGAGCUGGUUCAUCAAUAACUAUAGUUAUUCUCAUUAUAAUGCUCGUCAUAAUGCUGUGUCAUCGAAAGACCAACAAAUCGGACGUGAAGAAACCAGAUAUUACCGAAGUUGGUAAAACUUGUGAUCAAUUUAAAGAUAGUGAUCGAAAUUCUAAUAUAAGUGACUUGAAAUUGGAGCUGAGACAAGUCGAAGGAAGCUGCGAUAUGGAUAUUUCAAACAACGGUUCUGAAACGGAACUUCACUCAACGCUUCACUUGACAACUAAUCUGGGACUCCCAUUAGCCGGACCAGUUCCGCAACCAGAAUCCGGCUAUGACAAUGAGCUGAUGAAACAAUACCAGAGAUAUAGUGGUGAUUUUAAUCAGCCCUUACAUAAUAUCCAUUUUAAGACCCACGAUCAGAAUGGUUACGUACCUUACGUGGACUAUUCUAGAGACUACGCUCCACCGCAGUCCAAUGACUCCAUGACAGGAUCUUUAUCCAGAAGUACUGAUGCUUCUACAUAUCAGAGCCAUUGUGGAUCAUUAAAUCGUCAAGGCAGCUGUGGUCGGCUUGGAGGAAUGAUAGGACCAGAUGUAAUACCGAUGGCUAACCCUGGAGUUAUAAUGACAGGAAUGGAUGUGAGAUAUGCGGCGACUUACGGUAAUCCGUACUUAAGAGGGAACGCUGGACCUUUACCUUACGUCCCUUCAGUCAAUAAUGCAGCUAAAAACGCUCCCCCACCAUAUUAUACUUUAAGAAAUACAAAUCAUCGCCCACCAAGUACAUCGGUGACGUCACCGUCUUCAUCGUCAACAAGACCUUUUACUAGUCCGCCCAUUUCUUCGCCUACUAAUAAUACUGCUCAGCCCCAAGUGCCUAAAACCCCGCCACAAGCCGGGGCCUUGUAUAUCCUUCCACCGUCCAGCCAAGGGAAUAUGCAUUCGUCACAAAUAUCUACCAAAGGUUCCGGAACUCACGUGUAACAACAAAACUGAACAUUUUAGAAUACGAAAAUAAUACGGUUUUAAACCGUCUCGUAAUAGAAUGAAAAGCUUUAUUCGAAACUAGUUAAAUAGAAAGUCUUUAUUUACAUUUAGAAAUAUUUAAUAUAUUUCUAAGUACUUUCUCGUGUGUCAUUUAUUUGUGAACGAUCCUACAAAAGCCUAAACUUAAAGCUUUAAGUAUAUGUAUCAAAGAUUCGAAUACUAAUUUAAGUUAUCAUUUUAACUCUAUUUAAGGGACUACAAAGGAACGACAGGACUGUCUUAGAUAACUAUAAUAGUGGCCAAAAAAUAAUUAAAGUUGGUUAAACAGUAAUUUAAUAAUAAUUUCAUAAUUGUAAACUGAUAUGUCGGCAUUAUUUUUUUUAUCUUUAUUGUAAAGUUGAAUUAUUUUACCGCCAAGCCAAGUAAUGUUACAUUGGUGAGUGAGCCAGUAUGAUGAAGAUGGCCAGUUACGAUUAGACGCCAUUUUUAUAUUGCUCUUUUGUUAU
This is a messenger RNA of Nymphalis io (European peacock), 3254 nucleotides long. RefSeq names its product irregular chiasm C-roughest protein-like. Gene Ontology annotation, biological process: cell-cell adhesion. NCBI's taxonomy places the organism in Eukaryota, Metazoa, Arthropoda, Insecta, Lepidoptera, Nymphalidae. Gene Ontology annotation, molecular function: cell adhesion molecule binding. The transcript is spliced from 21 exons. The record is from RefSeq and is a predicted model, not a curated record. Gene Ontology annotation, cellular component: cell-cell junction. The coding region runs from base 1 to 2745 and encodes 914 amino acids.